AUUUAAUUAUGAUUUUAGAAAAAAAAACUAUUUUAUUAUAAUUUUAAUUAAUUUAAUUAAUUUAAUCAAUGAAAAAUAAUUUAAUUAAUAAAAUGUUACAUAAUCAAAGUAAAACAUUUGAAAAUGAUGAAGAAAAUUCAUUUGAAAAUGAUCAUUUAUUAACAUAUUUAUCAUUACCAAAUUUAAAUGUGACAUAUUUUUUAUAUAAAACAGAAUAUACUACUGAAAUGAAUUCAAUAAAUCAUAUUGAAAUUAAAAGAUAUAAUGAAUUAAUAAAUGAGCAAUUACAAUAUAAAAUUAAAAGAAAAACACAAUAUUUAUCAAAAUCAUAUACAUCAUUAUCAUUGAAUAAACAAUAUGAUACUACUACUACUACUACUAAUAAUAAUAAUAAUAGUAGUAGUAGUAGAAUACAAAAUAUAAGUCAUAGUGAUUGUUUAUUAUUAUUUAAAUCAUUGAAUAAUAGAUCAAAAUGUGUAAUUAAUUUAACUGAACAAAAAAGUCAAUUAUCAUUUAAUGAAAAUGAAUUAUCAAAUAAGAAUAAACAUAUAAAUGAAUUUACAGCUCAAUCUGAUCUGCAUCUAGAUUGUAAUACUGAAAUACAAAAACAAUCUGUAUAUGGUGAUAAUCAAAGAAACGUUAGUGAUUCCUUAUUUCUAUUAAAUACAUUUGAACAAUCUACUUCUAAUUCAAAAUAUUACAAUAAUCGUCAUCAUAGUUUGAAAAUUAAAAAAACAAAAUAUUCCGCUAUUUCUAGAUUACAUUCAAUACAUUUUAUUCCACAUGGAUUUUAUAAUUAUUUUUAUGAUCAAAUUAAAAAAUCUGAUCAUCAAAUAAAACGUCAUAAAACCCUUAUUAAUAAGUUAAAUACAACAACUAUUAAUAAUACUACUAAUAAUACUACUCAUAAUACUAAUAAUAAUAAUACUACUAAUAUUAAUAGUAGUAAUCCAUCAGUUAAAAAACAAUUUCUACGACAUUUUUCAUUUAUUUAUCAUGAUAGAAAAUUAUCCUCAUCAUUAUUAUCAUCAUCAUCCGCAUCAUCCGGAUUAUCAUAUUCAAAUCAUUCACAUUUAAAAAUAUUAUUUAAAAAUAAUGAUCAUGAAAAUUGUUAUCAUAAUAGAACAACACCUUUAACAACAUCAUUAUUGGAUAAAUCACCGAGAUUAGAAAGAAAAUUAAGCAAACUAGCUAUUGGUGUACGGGAUAAGAUAACAACGCUCUGUCGUUCGGCUAGUUCAGCUUUACCUCAGUCAUAUGGUACUGAUAUCGUCAUUUCAAACCAUAGAGUGUUUCUGGAAAAAUUAUUUCGGUCGGGUGGGCCAACUAGAGAAGAUGUAGAAGAUUGGGCGCGUUCAUUUGAAUCUGUGUUAAGGGACAAAUAUGGUGUCCUGGUGUUUAGGGAAUUUUUACGCACAGAAUUCAGUGAUGAAAAUAUACGUUUUUGGCUUAUAUGUGAAGAUUAUCGUAAUAAAUCUGGUACAAAAAAUAUGCAACGUAAAGCAUUCAAAAUUUUUAAUGAAUAUGUAGCUGUUCAAGCUGCAAGAGAAGUAAACUUGGACUCUAAUACGAGGUUGCAAACUGAAAGAGAACUUGCAUCAGCUAACAAAAACACAUUUGACCAAUGUCAACGUAGAAUUCAAUCCUUGAUGGAAAAGGAUUCUUAUCGCAGAUUUUUACGAUCAGAUUUAUACUUAACGGCAGUGGAAUUAAGCAGGAUAAGAGAAUGUAAUAUGUCUAAUAAACUUGGUCGGCAUUCUGUGAUAGAUUUCAGAGGAAUUAAAAGUGCAUUUACUAUAUCUAAGUAUUCUUCUGUACCACCAAGCAUCGCAUCAUCAACUAUUACUUAUGCAGACAGCUCCAGUAGUUCGAUGACAAAUCUUAACAGUAAAAUCGUUUCAACCAAGAUGAAUGAGAAAUAGGAUAACCAUUACGACAGUAAUAUAUUGUUAUGGACAAACUUAAUCACUUCCCGUGGAGUAAAAUCAGUUUGACCAUAAAUAAAGUUUUGAACUACAAACUCCAAGUACGCUGAUGUUUAAAGAGAAAUGACAGCAGUUUAAUUUUCUUCAGAUAUCAACGAACUACUAUUUAACUUUGGUGAAAUGAAAUGUAAAUGAAAGAAAUAUUUCAAAAUUGUAAAUGUGAAUUUAGUAAAAUUACAGUUUAUUUUUGAUACCAAUCUGUUUGUUCUUCUGAUGAAGCAUUCAUUAAUUUGGAGUAGUGAUAUAUUGCAGAUCCUAACUGACAUCUUAAGCAAGCUAUAUAAUUGUGUUUUCAUGUAAAUGAGACAUCUUGUGAAUUCUAACACUCGAUAUAACAAAUGAUAGAAAUCUUGGAAAGAACCCAUUAUAUUAAAUCUAUGUUUUUAUCUGGGAAUUUGUUGAAAUUACGUUAUGAUUAAAUGCACUGACUGAAUUUUUCCAUAAAAUAUCAAGCAAUUAUUUUUGACGAGGUCAUAAUAUGGUGGUUUAAUAAUAAGACAUAGGAAUAUUUUUGGUAGCGAUCAGGUACUCGGGAAGCUAAUAAAGAUAAAAAAGCUUAUGAGGACAAAUAUUUACAAACAGAAUUGUCAGUAUAGACUGAUUUGGGUCUCAUAAAAUAAUGCUAACGAGAUCAUUUUUAUUCAAACAUCUAAUGAUUAAUUCACCUUAUAUUGGACGUUUGAAGAGAUUGAUCACUUGCAGUCCUAAACGUCAAUGGAA
Molecule: messenger RNA, 2705 nt
Organism: Schistosoma rodhaini
Lineage: Eukaryota; Metazoa; Platyhelminthes; Trematoda; Strigeidida; Schistosomatidae
Source: the annotation of a GenBank genome assembly